Messenger RNA from Rodentolepis nana, 597 nucleotides. Lineage: Eukaryota; Metazoa; Platyhelminthes; Cestoda; Cyclophyllidea; Hymenolepididae. The record is from the annotation of a GenBank genome assembly.
UUGCAAGAAGCCAAAGCAUCUCGAGAGGCCUCUUCCUCGUCCAACAGGAUUGGCAUUGCCGGCCUCUUUUCCGGCGAUGCUUCUAACGGUACUUCCAAGCUCACAAACGACACUGUAGAAGAGCUCAACUCAGAGAUUCUUCAACUUCGAGCCAAGUUAACCGUGAAACGUGAGCAAAUUACAUCUUUACGUUCUGUCCUCAAAAAGAAUAAGUCAGUAGCUGAGACAGCACUGGCCAAUCUCAAACAGAAAUACGAGAAUGAGAAGGCUAUCGUCACGGAUACCUUGCGUAAUUUGCGCGCAGAGUUGAAAAUGUUGAAAGAGGACGCAUCUACAUACACGUCUGUUCGAGCAAUGUUCACGGAGAAACACGAAGAAUUUGUUCAGCAAAUGGAUCAACUACAACAGAAGUUGAAUCAAGCAGAAGAAGAGAAACGGACUCUGAAUUCCAUUCUUCGAAUAGCCAUUCGUCAGAAACUUGCUCUAACUCAACGCAUAGAGGCCAUGGAAAUGGAGCUAUUCGCCGCAAAUCCUGGAUCUGUUCGAUUGCCAACCGACACGGCUCCUGUAAGCUUUCAUUGCUCACUUCCAAAUUGA